AUGUCUAGAGAGAGUCUGCCCUGGGUGGAGAAGUACCGUCCUUCGAGUCUGGACGAUGUGUACGGUCAGGGAGAGAUUGUAUCCGUGCUGCACAAGUUUAUACAGGAGAACAGGUUGCCCCAUUUGCUCUUCUACGGCCCGCCCGGGACAGGUAAGACGUCUACGAUUGUGGCGCUUGCUCGGGAAAUAUAUGGAAAGAACUACUCGCACAUGGUUCUCGAGCUGAACGCGUCUGACGACAGGGGGAUCGAUGUCGUGCGGAACCAGAUCAAAGAGUUCGCGUCCACGAGGCAGAUAUUCUCGCGUGGGUUCAAGUUGGUCAUCCUGGAUGAGGCGGAUGCAAUGACCAAUGCGGCGCAGAACGCGCUCCGUAGAAUCAUUGAGAAGUACACCAAGAACACGCGGUUUUGUAUCCUUGCCAAUUACUCGCACAAGUUGACCCCCGCUUUGCAAAGUAGGUGUACCCGGUUCCGGUUCCAGCCUUUGCCCGAGGACGCUAUAAAGAGGAGGAUCGCCAACGUGCUCGUGCACGAGCAUCUGCGGGUUUCCGAGGAUGCCGUGCAGGCGCUGAUCAAGUUGUCGAAGGGGGACAUGCGGCGUGUGUUGAACGUUCUGCAGGCGAGCAAAGCGACGUUGGGAGACGACGAGAGCGAUGAGGUUUCUACGGAUACCAUUUACGAGUGCUGCGGUGCCGCGAGACCCGCUGAUCUGCGGAAGAUCUUGAAGUCUAUCCUGGAGGAAGACUGGAACACUGCGUACUACACAUUGCACAAGAUCAGGCAGGAGCAGGGACUUGCACUGAUAGAUCUGAUAGAGGGGAUCAUGGAGAUCCUCGACCAGUACGAGUUGCAGCACGAGCAAACGAGAAUCAACCUGUGUAUGAAGCUUGCGGACCUCGAGUACGCGAUUUCGAAGGGCGGGGACUCCAAGAUCCAGAGCAGCGCGCUGAUCGGCGUCGUGAAGACCUGUUUUGAGAACGAGGUUUUGGAGGCGCAGCCGGCAUAG
This is a messenger RNA of Huiozyma naganishii CBS 8797, 1005 nucleotides long. RefSeq names its product replication factor C subunit 3 (gene RFC3). Gene Ontology annotation, biological process: DNA repair; DNA-templated DNA replication. The coding region runs from base 1 to 1005 and encodes 334 amino acids. The record is from RefSeq and is a predicted model, not a curated record. Lineage: Eukaryota; Fungi; Ascomycota; Saccharomycetes; Saccharomycetales; Saccharomycetaceae. Gene Ontology annotation, molecular function: DNA clamp loader activity; ATP hydrolysis activity; ATP binding. The transcript has a single exon. Gene Ontology annotation, cellular component: DNA replication factor C complex; Elg1 RFC-like complex; nucleus.